Odontomachus brunneus is the source of this 8272-nucleotide messenger RNA. RefSeq names its product sushi, von Willebrand factor type A, EGF and pentraxin domain-containing protein 1-like. Gene Ontology annotation, molecular function: calcium ion binding. The coding region runs from base 1 to 6870 and encodes 2289 amino acids. NCBI's taxonomy places the organism in Eukaryota, Metazoa, Arthropoda, Insecta, Hymenoptera, Formicidae. The record is from RefSeq and is a predicted model, not a curated record. The transcript is spliced from 32 exons.
AUGGGUUUCUUUAUAAAGAUCUUGUUACCGACGAUCGGAACGCUUCUUCUAUUUGUACGUUUCACAAAAUGCGAAACCGAUGUGGUCGCUGAAGGAACGAGCGGCAGCUUGAAAAUCGGCGCGAAUCGCAGCAAUGUAACGUCGACAUUCUACAAUAUCGAUCGAAAGAAGAAUGGAGAUCAGGGUUAUUGGUACGAACAUCUGGAUGAUGUGGACACAAUGCUGAAAAGCAAAACCGAUAUCCUAUCCCGCCGUUUGAAGAUUGAUAUAGACCGAUUACGAAAUAAGACCGAUCAGAUAGAACUGGUGUUUCUGGUCGACGCGUCCGGCUCGGUCGGCGUGCAGAAUUUCCGCAGCGAGCUGAAUUUCGUGACGAAGCUCUUGUCGGAUUUCACUGUGGACGCGACGGCCGCCCGUGUUGCGAUUAUCACUUUCGGCAGCCCCAAGAACGUAACUCGCAAUGUCGAUCAGAUCUCCAGACAUGGGAAAAAUGAUCAUAAAUGUUACUUGCUCAACAAACAGUUCAAUGAGAUUGCUUACAGCGGUGGAGGAACUUACACGCGCGGGGCGCUUCUUGAAGCGUUGGCAAUUCUCGAGAAAGGUCGCGAAGUCGCGAACAAGGUGGUGUUUUUGAUCACCGACGGCUUCAGCAAUGGUGGUGACCCACGACCCGCUGCCAAUCUCUUGAAGAACGCGGGCGCAACGGUAUUCACGUUCGGUAUUCGCACGGGAAAUGUGGAAGAACUGCACGAUAUCGCCAGCUUCCCAGGAUAUACGCAUAGCUAUCUCCUCGACAGUUUUGCAGAAUUUGAAGCUUUGGCACGUCGCGCCUUACACCGUGAUUUAAAAACUGGACAAUACGUGCCUGUGACUUUGCCUACCGAUUGUAACAGCUUGUGCGCAGAAAGCAUGGCGAAUCAAACUUGCUGUGACGACCGAGCGAUUUGCACUUGCGGCACUGCAACUGGGCAUUAUGCCUGCAUCUGCCCAUCUGGUUACUUUGGUUCCGGCCUAAGAGGGGCCUGUCAACCUUGUUUAAAUGGAACGUACGCUUCGGAGAGCGCCUACGGGGACUCUACGUCUGUAUGCAUACCUUGUCCAGAUGUGAAUCAUAUUACCGUUAAAGUACCCGCAAUUUCAGUAAAAGACUGCAUGUGUGCUUCUGGAUUUACCACAGACGGUUUGAAAUGCGAAGCUAUAAUGUGUCCUAAACUAAGAGUUCCCGAUAAUGGUUACUUAGUAAAGGCAAGUGCCUGCAGUAAUGUGGUGCACGCGGCAUGCGGUAUAAGAUGCAGGAUUGGCUUCCAUCUCACAGGGGACAGCAUUCGAUUGUGCGGAAAGAACGGCUCUUGGUCCGGCAAUGAACCACAAUGUUUAUUAAAGACGUGUUCAGCGAUACGUCCACCUGUGCAUGGUCAUAUGAAGUGCGAACAUGAUGAGAAUUAUCAGCUUCAAUUCAAAGAAGAUUCCACUGUCUAUCCGAUCGACACUCGUUGUCAGUUCAAGUGCGAUGUUGGUUAUCAGCUUCGCGGCAGUAAAGUGCGCAACUGCUUACCUUUAUCACGAUGGGACGGUCUGAAAGUUACUUGCAAAGCUGUAAAAUGUGAACCUCUGCCCAAACUCGAAAAUGGCGAUAUCAUCCCGGAGAUAUGUUCCGGUACGGCGAAAGUUUCUUUCGCCACUAAUUGCACUAUUAGUUGUCGCAAAGGUUUCAUUUUGAUAGGGCCUUCCAGCAGAUUAUGCGGUGGACAUACGGGAAUUUGGUCGCAGCGUCAUAGUGUUAAUCGAUGUGUGGACAAAGUGCCACCUUCGAUAAAAUGUCCAUCCGACAUUGUUACGCAAACCGAAAAGGGCCAAAAUUACGCGUACGUAAAUUGGUCAGUACCAGAGGUGACAGAUAAUGGGAACGAACCACCUAUAGUGUGGACGAAACCACACAUCACUUUUCCUUGGAAGGCGAGGAUCGGCACGCGCAUUGUCGUAUAUAUAGCGCAAGAUGCGGGUGGAAACAAAGCCAGAUGCAAAUUCAAAAUCAAAGUUCUCGACAGGGAACCACCAACCAUCGAGAAUUGUAAUGAUCCACCAACAUUUUACACUGACAUCGAUGAGGGUCUCAAGAACGUAAUAUGGGAAGAGCCUGUCUUUUAUGACAACUCAAAAACCUCAGUGCAAGUUAAUCAGAGUCAUCGGUCUGGCGAAGGAGUCUUUCCAAUUGGUCAAACGAGAAUCUUCUAUAGUGCUACCGAUAAAUACGGCAAUCUAGCAAAUUGUGUGUUGAAUAUUACAGUAGAAGAUGUGUGUGAAAGCAUGAGAGCACCUGUCAAUGGCCGGUUAAACUGUUCUUCGACGGACGAUCAUGAAACACAGUGUGUUGUAGCCUGCAACGAUGGCUACGGCUUUGCCAUCGAACCAAUGAAUUUCAACAGUGUUAAUGACGAACUGCUGUUAAAAUGCAAUCUGGCCAAUCAUACGUGGGAAAACAAUGAUCUACCGGAAUGUUCGGAAACACAAGUACCAAAGACGAUAUCUCAAGAAGGAAACGUGAUACUGCAAGAUAAUGAGAACACAAUAUGCGGAAAUCAAACUACCUUUCGUGAAUUAAGCGAUCACAUCAACAACAACUUGAAUUUAAAAUUAACUGAUAUUUGUGGCAAUGACGUCGAGUGCAAUUUGAUCAACUUCGAUCCUGAGUGCAAAAACGAUUUAUCACCAUCAGAGAAUUUUGACAAUAACUUAAUAAGAAGACGGAAGCGCCAUUUUGAUAAUAAUUUUACUCGAUCUACGAAUAUUGCCAGAAACAAUGAAGUAAUAAUGAUUAAGAGACUAAAACGUACAGUCAAACUUAAUUCUAACUCUUAUCAAAACAAAACUAGGCUCAAGCGAAAAAGAGAAAGGAUAGAGAUUAAAUUCAAAUUCAUAGGUAGAAUAAUCAAUGAAAACUUUGAGAAUCCUAAACGGGGAGUGCAGAAGCUACGAGAGAAGAUCAGUGCGAUGAUGCAGCUGGGGAAAUUGGAUUUACUUAACAACAGGACUAAUCAGGAAAUUGCGAAGCUCGCCUUGAAUUUGCAUCUCGUAUUCAAAGAACCUCAGCACCUCUGUGAUCUUGGAAGCGUGCUCAAGAAAUACGGCUGCGUGAAGUGUUCCGCGGGUACUUUUUACAAUUCUACCACCAAGGUUUGCCAGCCAUGUCCAUUUGGACAGUACCAGAAUGUAACUGCUUCAUUGAAAUGUAGAUCUUGUCCAGAACAUACUUUCACGAAGAGGAUGCAUGCGAAGUUCUCAAAAGAUUGCAUUCCCGUGUGUCGAGCAGGAUAUUAUUCUCGACGUAAACGUUAUCAAGGCUCAGGCAUGGCCAUGGAGCCUUGUGUUACAUGUGACAUCGGUUUUUAUCAACCAAACUAUGGGCAAACUCAGUGUUUUUCAUGUCCAUUGAAUACAACGACGGAGAAACGUGGCUCAACAGAUAUCGGACACUGUUCGCCACUCUACCACAAGGAAAUUGACGAUUGUCGGGUGGAUCUGUGCUUAAAUGGAGGUCGAUGUCUUCAAUCCGAAAGUGAUUUUGUUUGUGCAUGCGAAGAAUAUUACGUAGGAUCAAAAUGUGAAAAGUUUAGAAAUCCAUGCGAUUCUUCGCCGUGCUUAAACGAAGGGGUAUGUAAGAUGCAAAAGCAGUACAAUAACUCUAUAACGUACAAUUGUACGUGUAAGAACAGUUACACAGGAGUUAAUUGCGAGAUUUAUAUAGACGAAUGUUCUACUAACCCGUGUAGAAAUGGUGGAAAAUGCGUGAGUACCGAAAACGACUUUGCCUGCAUUUGCAAGGAUGGAUUUGAAGAUCAGUUUUGCGAAAUACCGAUGGAUCAUUGCGAACUUAUGCCCUGCGAGGAAGGAUCUACGUGUCACACCAUAAACGGGACCUGGAAAUGUUUCUGCAAGCCUGGAUUCUUAGGACGUCAUUGCAAUUUAUUACCCUGCGACUGGCUGCCGUGUCAUGAGAAUGCGAUUUGCGUUAACAUCAAAGAGGCGAAUGCGACACGAAGAAGUUACAGAUGCGAGUGUCCCGAGGGAUAUACAGGGGAAAAUUGCACGACCAAGAUCGAUCACUGUGAAAGUUCGCCUUGCUUAAACAACGGAAAGUGCAUUAGCCAUGUUCACAAUUACAUCUGCGAGUGUUCAGUUCCUUUCACAGGUCGCAAUUGCGAGACGGAAUUGUCGUCUGAUUAUGCGAUGCACUUUACUAAAUCCGGUACUAUGGACUACGUCAUCAUGAAAGGACCUACGAAGGAUCUGUUCCAGUUGUCCGUUUGUCUAUGGUUACAUUCGAUAGACAGCUUCAAUUAUGGUACGGUGCUUUCGUAUGCAACAAUGUCCCACGAUAAUGCUUUCACUCUGACGGAUUACAAUGGAUUUGUCUUGUACGUUAACGCGGAAAAGAUUGUAACCGAUAUUAAAGUUAAUGACGGUUACUGGCACUUUUUAUGCGUUACUUGGGAAAGUGAGUCUGGUUCCUGGCGUGUGUUUAUCGAUGGAAUUCUUAAAGACAGUGGCGUUAACUUAGCUCGGGGAACUGUCAUACGAGCCAAUGGAUCGCUUGUUAUCGGGCAAGAGCAGGAUCGUCUAGGUGGUGGCUUUUCCGAGUCGGAAGCGUUCUUGGGGAAACUUAGCUUGCUGGAUAUAUGGGACACUGUCUUGGAUGAGAACAAUAUUAUGACAUUGUGGAACAGUUGCGAGCAAUAUCAUGGAAAUCUCUUGGCAUGGGCGUAUGUACGACAAUAUAUUCACGGCGAUGUUUUGAUAUUACCUAGUCCGUUUUGUCGUGGCUGCCCUUUACCCGUAGUGCCCUUCAAAGGUAACUUUAAUGUGAGCGAAGAUUUAUCAGAAGUAACGUACUACUGUGACAACGGGUACAUGAUUCGAUUUAGUGGCAAGGAAUAUAAGUCCUUCAGGAGAAAAUGCCUUAAGCACGGCCAAUGGGAAGGGUACGACACACCGAUCUGUACGAAAAUAAAGUGCGGCUUUCCGGGAAACUUUCCACGUGGAUACAUCCAGGGCAGGUCAUAUUUGUUCGAAGAUAAGAUAUACUAUUUUUGUGCCAAUGGUUACGAGCUUCGAGGAAAUCCUCAUCGAAUUUGCAAUUCCGACGGAAAGUGGAUAGGAAUGCCUCCAAUUUGCAUAGGUACAACAUGCAAAAACUUGCUGGCCCCAGAAAAUGGAGAUAUAGAUUACAUAUUGGAGGAGAAUGAAAGAGACGAUAUCACGAUACUGCAGGCUGGUCAACAAUUGGAAUUCAAAUGCAAUCCUGGAUAUCGUUUGUUGGGAGAGAAAUAUUUAACAUGCUUAGAAACUGGAAUUUGGGAUCACGAUAGGCCGUCUUGUAUAUCAUACGGAUGUCCAUCGCCAAAACGAAUAGAACAUGGGUACAUCAGCUUCCCGAAUUCGGACAAGUCUAACAAUGGAACUUAUGUUUACGAUCCUGAAGGAAAUACGAUAGACGAUCUCUCGGGAAGAACGUAUUAUUACGGCGAUAUCGUUAGUUUUUCAUGCCACGAGGGCUACAGAUUCCAUGGGAAUAACAAUUCGUUAACGGAAUUCAAGAUCCAGUGUUCUGAUAAUGGUACCUGGACGGACUUCGUUCCCGAUUGCAUCGCACGCGUAUGUCCUUGGCCAGAUUUCGUGAAAGAUGCAGAAAUCUUCCUCAAGGAGCGAGACAAUAUUACCAUGAUAAAGAUUCCAAUAAAAAAUAAUGCAACGUCGGGUAACGGUUAUUUAGACGAGAACAAUGAAGAUACAGCAGUGAGGAGAGUUUCAGCGGAGAUGUUCGUUUCCGGUGCAGAGAUUAUCAUUAUCUGCGAUCCAGGAUACGAAUUAAUCGGAGAUGAAAUCAGAACGUGCACCGAAGAAGGAAGCUGGUCUUCAUCUUUCGCUUCUUGUGAGCCUCGUAACUGUUCCUUCGAGGAUCAUCCAAUUUUUAAAUUUUUUAGAAAAUUGAGGGAGAAUGAGAUUGUCUUUGGGAACAACACAAAUGCAGUGCCGUUUGAAUUCGAUGAGAAGUGGAACGGUGUGGGAAGCGUCACAGGCGCAUAUAAGAACUUCGAAAUAUUCGUCGAAGGAAAUGGUUACAGACAACGAAUAGUCUUGGUGUGCCGCGAUAACACACAGAUGAACUUCAAUGAAAUCAUCGCCAAUGUAACUACUUCAAACGUAACAUGGACUUGUAACGAGAAUGCGAAAUGGGAGGUGUUGAAUUUGUUGUUGCAGCAAUAUGUAUUCAGCGAGCAAUUGUUGAACGAUUCGUUUAUUUGCGAUAAAUCAUGUGCGCUUCCGCAGAUACCAGAACAUGGGUAUAUCGAUAGUGAUAACAGUAAUAACACCGAUACUAAUGAUCGCAAGGCGAUGGACAGUGUUAUCAUUUUUAAGUGUCGUCACGGAUACAUUCUUCAGGGUAAUGCAGAAUCAAUUUGUUUGUCCAACGGCACGUGGUCUGCUUUGCCUUUCUGCAAAGCUGUGGUAUGUGGAGAACCACCUAUUCUUGCUAAUGCGAUAUUGAAGAAAGAUAUUAAUACAACUCAAAAUUACACCUUUGGCAAUAUGGUUUCCUAUCAAUGUGUACCAGGCUAUCGUAUAUUUGGACAAGCAAAUUUACGAUGCUUAGGAAGCGGAAAAUGGUCCAGAAUGAACGGCCGAUGCUCAAAGAUAUCAUGUGGCAAACCACAAAUCCAGUAUGGAAUCGUACUCUAUGGUCGUUCGUAUUUGUUCCAAGAUCAGCUGACUUACAUGUGCCCUGAUAAUGAAAAACAACACAUAAUAACGUGUCAAGCCGACGGAAAAUGGAGUGGAUUAUUUAAAUGUGACGGAAGUAAAAGCAUGUAACUCACGUUACAACAAUAACAGUCAAAAAAUUAUAUAACAAUUUGACAUAUAACAAUAAUGAAAAAAAUUUGUUGCUAAUCCGUUUCGUGAAGGUUCAGUAAAAUAAUAACUCCACUUUUGUAACAACAUGCAUACAUGCUUUUAUUUCUUCUUGACUUCUUGUGUAUCAAGAUUCAUGAAUAUAAUAGAAAACGUAAUUAUACAGUCUUAUCAUUAAAUAAAUAACUUAGAUCGUGGAGAAAAUUUUUUAAAGAAAAAAAAAAGAUAGUACAUAAUAUUUUCUCAGAUACAUGAUAUAUCUUAUCUACAAUUAUUUGCGUGAUUUACCGUAACCAUUAAUUUUACGAUAUCUUGUAUGCAAGUAUAUAUUCUUAUCGUGUUUAACUGGAAAAUCGAUGUAUAUCAGUAUAAACGAUUCUUAUCUCAAAAAUUGGCAUUGUUGAUGUAUGAUAGUUUACGAGUAUACUAGUCGUGAGAUACAUUCUAUAGUUCAACUGUUCGUAUUUCAUGCACAAUAUAUAACGAAAAGCAAGUUUUAUAGUAACGUAUAGCAGUUGGAUAAAGUAUACACUUUACACAUAUCAUUCGACACGUAAUACAUUGUGUUUUGGUAUAAAUAUCAUUCGGACAUAUUAUACAAAUGUAUUGUUACACUAUAUGAGGAAGAGCAAUGAAGAUAAAUGUGUGAAAAUCAUUUUUUGUAUAAACAUUGUAUAUAUAUUAAUUUAACAUCUAACGUUUAUAUCGUAAAAUGGAGCACCUUUGAUAAAAUAGAUACUUCAUUAUCAUGAUUACACUAGAGAGAAAUCAAAUUUAAUAUACAUAUCUGAGACGAGGUGGUUAAGAGCACAUGUAUAAAUGGAUUAGGUCAAAUAAAUUAAACUAAAAAUAUCUCAUCGCCAAAUAACUGAAGCGCGAUUACUUCUUAGCGACAGACUAUUGGUUGACUGUAGGCAUGUUGCUAAAAAAGUUUCGUUUCAGCCAUUUUCGAUGAGAUUUUGUGUUUACAGAGCUCGUUCUACGGCAUUGCAUGUACUAGUUUGCCAAUUAUUUUUUCAUUAAUAUUUUGAAAUUUUACAUGGUUCAAAAUAGAGAAAUUUUUUGUUUAUUUUGACCAAUAAUCCAUCUGCUUACAUGUGCUUUUGGCCAUUUCGUAUCAGACAUCCUGUAUAUAUGCGCUUCUCGAAAUUAUUGGAAUAUAGAAACAUUGUUUGAUGCGAAACAUUCAUUGUCCAUAAUUGUUUUGCUUCAUUCUAAUUCUUAUACUAUAGUAACAUUUGUAAUUGUUGCUAUUCCACUUGACAAAACCUAAAUAUUUCAUUUUAAGAGGCUGUCACUAAAGACAAAUUUUUACUGAAUGAAGCUAUACAAGACAUACGUAGAUAAAUACGUGUUCUAAAUG